Messenger RNA from Fraxinus pennsylvanica, 4008 nucleotides. NCBI's taxonomy places the organism in Eukaryota, Viridiplantae, Streptophyta, Magnoliopsida, Lamiales, Oleaceae. The record is from the annotation of a GenBank genome assembly.
AUGGGUACAGAAAUCGAACAAAGUAAGGACGAUGGAUUGAAGAAAGGGGCAGGAAUUAAGCAAAUUAAAGACGAUGGAUUGAAGAAACUUGAAUACUUGUCCUUAGUUUCGAAGGUUUGCACCGAACUCGAGACCCAUUUAGGGUUUGGAGAUAAGGUUUUAGCGGAAUUUAUUACCGAGAUGGGUCGAAAAUGCGAAACAGUGGAUGAUUUUGAUGCCAAAUUGAAAGAGAAUGGGGCGGAGAUGCCUGAUUAUUUUGUGAGAACUCUUCUUACGAUUAUUCACGCCAUUUUGCCGCCGAGAACGAAAGAGAAAUCGGAAAUUGGCUCGAAGGAGGGGGAUAAAUCGGGGUUCUCAGCCUUGAAAAUUAAGGACAGCAGGGAUAGGGUGAAGGAACUGGAGAGGGAGAUUGAAGAGGAAGCUAGGAAGCAGAUCCAUGGAGAGGAAGAAGAGAAGGGAAAGCAUAGGGACAGCCAUCGAGAUAGAAGAGAGAGGAGAAGGGACAGAGACAGAGAUAGAGACAGAGACAGAGAUAGAGAUAGAGAGAGGGGUAGAUAUGAGGACAGGGAUGGUUAUGGUGAUUAUAAUGAUAGAGGAAGGGACAGGCAGAGGGACAGGGAUAAGGACAGGGACAUGGGUAGAUAUGAGAGGAACACAAAAGAUGGAUAUGAGGAAGGGAGGGAGGAUGAGAGGAAGGAAAGGAGGAAAGAGAGUUAUAGUAGAUCGAAUGAACCUGAAUUGUACACGGUAUAUAAGGGGAGAGUUUCAAGGGUGAUGGAUACAGGCUGUUUUGUUCAGCUUGAUGAGUUAAAAGGGAAGGAAGGUUUGGUACAUGUAUCCCAGAUUGCAACUAGGAGGAUUACAAAUGCUAAGGAUGUGGUGAAGCGAGACCAGGAGGUCUAUGUAAAGGUGAUCUCAGUGAGUGGGAAUAAAUUGAGUUUGUCAAUGAGGGACGUGGAUCAGAAUAGUGGAAAGGAUUUAUUGCCGUUGAAGAGGAGUGGGGAGGACGAAGGGUUUAGAACGAAUCCUUCUGGCGGCAAUGGUGGGGGUACGGGGAGUAGGAUUGGUAUUUCAGGGAUUAAGAUUACGGAGGAGAACGACAUUGUUCCAUCGCGGCGUCCAUUGAAGAGGAUGAGUUCGCCUGAGAGAUGGGAGGCAAAGCAGCUGAUUGCUUCAGGUGUUAUGAGCGUGAAGGAGUAUCCAAUGUAUGAUGAAGAUGGAGAUGGAAUGCUCUAUCAGGAAGAAGGUGGUGCAGAAGAGGAGCUUGAGAUUGAAUUGAAUGAGGAUGAGCCGGCUUUCUUAAAUGGCCAGACUCGUUAUUCUAUCGAUAUGUCUCCUGUGAAAAUAUUCAAGAAUCCUGAGGGGUCUUUGAGUCGUGCGGCAGCACUUCAGUCUGCUCUGAUAAAGGAGAGGAGAGAAGUGAGAGAACAACAACAAAGAACAAUGCUGGAUUCGAUUCCGAAGGAUUUGAAUCGGCCUUGGGAAGACCCAAUGCCAGAGACCGGUGAGCGGCAUCUUGCUCAGGAGCUAAGGGGUGUUGGUUUGUCUGCAUAUGAUAUGCCAGAGUGGAAGAAGGAUGCAUAUGGUAAAGCCCUUACUUUUGGCCAAAGAUCAAAGCUGUCCAUUCAGGAACAGAGGCAGAGCUUGCCAAUAUACAAGUUGAAGAAUGAACUAGUUCAAGCUGUUCAUGAAAAUCAGGUUCUAGUUGUCAUUGGUGAGACAGGUUCUGGAAAGACUACACAGGUUACCCAGUAUCUAGCUGAGGCAGGGUACACAGCCAAAGGCAAAAUUGGAUGCACUCAACCUCGUAGAGUGGCUGCAAUGUCUGUAGCUAAGAGAGUUGCCGAGGAAUUUGGUUGUCGUUUAGGGGAAGAAGUUGGAUAUGCUAUUCGUUUUGAGGAUUGUACAGGGCCAGAGACUGUGAUCAAGUAUAUGACUGAUGGUAUGCUUCUCAGGGAAAUUCUGAUUGAUGAGAAUUUGACACAGUAUUCGGUGAUAAUGCUUGAUGAAGCUCAUGAGAGGACAAUUCAUACUGAUGUUCUUUUCGGACUGCUAAAAAAACUUGUGAAACGGAGACCUGACCUCCGUCUGAUUGUUACAUCUGCAACGUUGGAUGCAGAGAAAUUUUCUGGGUAUUUCUUCAACUGCAACAUCUUCACAAUUCCUGGAAGAACUUUCCCUGUAGAAAUAUUGUACACCAAGCAGCCGGAGAGUGACUACCUUGAUGCAUCUCUCAUCACUGUCAUGCAGAUUCACUUGACAGAACCAGAGGGCGACGUCCUUCUCUUCUUGACUGGUCAGGAGGAGAUUGAUUAUGCAUGUCAAUGUCUCUAUGAAAGGAUGAAAGGUCUAGGUAAAAAUGUUCCUGAGCUGAUUAUCUUACCAGUGUACAGUGCCCUUCCUAGCGAAAUGCAAUCCAGGAUAUUUGAUCCUGCUCCUCCAGGGAAGAGAAAAGUUGUUGUUGCUACCAACAUUGCUGAAGCUUCUUUGACAAUUGAUGGUAUUUUUUAUGUUAUCGAUCCGGGUUUUGCAAAGCAAAAUGUCUACAAUCCUAAACAGGGGCUCGACUCACUGGUGAUUACUCCAAUAUCUCAAGCAUCAGCCAAGCAAAGAGCUGGGCGAGCAGGACGUACAGGGCCAGGAAAGUGCUAUCGCCUCUAUACUGAGAGUGCUUUCCAUAAUGAGAUGUCCCCCACGUCGAUUCCAGAGAUCCAGAGGAUCAAUCUUGGGAUGACUACCCUAACUAUGAAAGCUAUGGGUAUCAACGAUCUGUUAUCUUUUGACUUUAUGGACCCACCUUCUCCUCAAGCUCUCAUUUCUGCCAUGGAACAGCUGUACAGUUUAGGAGCUCUAGAUGAAGAGGGGCUUCUGACUAAGUUGGGUAGGAAAAUGGCCGAAUUUCCGUUGGAACCUCCACUAUCUAAGAUGCUUCUUGCCAGUGUAGAUCUCGGUUGUAGUGAUGAGAUUUUGACUAUCAUUGCAAUGAUUCAGACAGGAAACAUCUUUUACCGACCUAGGGAAAAACAAGCUCAAGCAGAUCAAAAAAGGGCAAAAUUUUUCCAGCCCGAGGGAGACCAUCUGACACUACUUGCUGUUUAUGAGGCAUGGAAAGCAAAAAAUUUCUCGGGACCAUGGUGCUUUGAAAACUUUGUCCAGUCUCGAUCAUUGAGGAGGGCACAGGAUGUCAGGAAACAACUUCUCUCAAUCAUGGACAAGUACAAAUUGGAUGUUGUCUCUGCUGGGAAAAAUUUUACAAAGAUAAGGAAGGCUAUUGCAGCAGGGUUCUUUUUCCAUGCAGCGAGGAAGGAUCCACAAGAAGGUUAUAGAACACUUGUUGAGAAUCAGCCAGUUUAUAUACAUCCAAGCAGUGCUCUCUUCCAAAGACAACCAGACUGGGUUAUUUACCAUGAGCUGGUUAUGACUACAAAGGAGUAUAUGCGCGAGGUCACAGUCGUAGAUCCCAAGUGGCUUGUUGAACUGGCACCAAGAUUCUUCAAGGGCUUAACACGUGCUUCUUUUACAUUACUGUUGGCGCUUGGGAUUUUUGUUGGAUUUCUGAUUUUUCAUGUUGCAGUAAGUUAUUAUGUACCAAGGAUAGCAAGACGGAUGGGAUUAGAUUGCAAGGAUUAUAAUUCCAAUUAUGCAGUACCCGAGCACACAGAAUCCGCUCCACUUCUAUACAAAACAAAAGGGUUGAAAACCUUCUGGUCUUGGAGUAAAAGAAAGAAAAGCAGCAGUCCAAGGAAGAUCUGCUCAUCAUCACUUGUAUACUUCGAAAUGACGACAAAAUCGAUCUCUAGCCCUGUACCAGACGCAUGGUACCCAACCCUUGCCGUUUUCAUGCUCGCUAUAGGUCUCGUUGUCACUGCAUCUUUCUUCAUCUAUGAAGCUACUACCUCUAGGAAGAAUCGCAGUCUCUUGAAGGAGCUCACUACAGGGGCGGUGGCAUCUGUCUUCUUGGGUUUUGGAUCCUUGUUUUUGCUACUUGCUUCCGGCAUCUAUGUUUGA